CAGCCAUCACCACAGCCUCCAGUUGCCACAGCAUGGGUCCCAACCAUCACCGUGGUGCAGGGACCGCAUCUAGUGGUGAUGGAGAGGCGCGACGUGGUGGUGACGGCGGUGGUGUGCACCGUGCUGGCGUUGCUGCUGGUGGGAGGUUCUCUCGCCGCCUGCUACUGGUGGCGCCGCCGGAAGCGCAAGAGGGAGGCCGACAACGACGGCGGUGGCGAGGGCGGCGGGGGUGGCGGCGGGGGUGGCACCCCGGCCAAGGAGCGCCGCGUCAACGGCUUCCUCAGCCUACGCACGCCCCUCAUCUCCACCAAGGCUCUCGGGUCGAUGGGUACCAGCUCCGGGUCCAAGUCUGGAGCGGCCCAGUCGUCAUCGGCAGCGGGGACGCCUGGAACCCCUGGCACCCCGGGGACGCCGGGCAGCGGAGGCCCGCAGGGAUCCAAGGGCCAGGGAAAGGGCCAGGGCGGCGCCGGCGCCAGUGCGGGUGCGAAGGGCGAGCACUCCUCGAUGGCCUUCCUGCAGAACCGCUCCAUGUCGAUGCUCGACAUGUACAUCGACAACACGGAGUCGUCUGAGAACGUCGGCCAGAUACACUUCAGCCUCGAGUACGACUUCCAGAACACCACGCUCAUCCUCCGGAUCAUCUCGGGGAAAGAUCUCGCUGCCAAGGACAUCUCCGGCACGUCGGAUCCCUACGUGCGCGUCACACUGCUGCCCGACAAGAAGCACCGGCUGGAGACCAAGAUCAAGCGGCGCACACUCAACCCACGCUGGAACGAGACCUUCUACUUCGAAGGUUUUCCAAUUCAGAAGCUGCAGAGCCGUGUUCUGCAUCUGCACUGUUUCGACUACGAUCGAUUCUCCAGGGACGAUUCCAUAGGAGAAGUCUUCCUGCCUCUCUGUCAGGUGGACUUCUCUGAGAAGCCGUCUUUCUGGAAGGCGCUGAAACCGCCGGCCAAGGACAAGUGUGGGGAGCUGCUGACGGCGCUCUGCUACCAGCCCAACAACAGCGUCCUCACGCUGACAUUGCUCAAGGCACGCAACCUCAAGGCCAAGGACAUCAACGGCAAAUCAGAUCCCUAUGUGAAAGUGUGGCUUCAAUUUGGAGACAAGCGUAUCGAGAAGCGUAAGACACCAGUGUACAAAUGCACUCUAAAUCCAAUUUUUGAUGAAUCCUUCAGCUUCAAUGUUCCUUGGGAGAAAAUAAGAGAAUGUUCUCUGGAUGUUCAGGUUAUGGAUUUUGAUAACAUUGGAAGAAAUGAGCUUAUUGGACGCAUUAUGCUUGCUGGUAAAAAUGGUUCUGGAGCAACAGAGACAAAACACUGGCAGGAGAUGAUAACAAAACCACGACAAACAGUCAUACAGUGGCAUCGACUGAAACCUGAGUAACUAAGUUAUGAUGGGAUCAACAAUGAAGUCUACGACAAUGGAUCUUCUACAAAUUAAAUAAUACUCUGCAUUAUUUUUACAGUCAUAACCCUGUGAUCAAAUAUAAUUUGGCAGUGUACAUAUCUUGUGGAGUGAAUUUCUUAUAAAGCAGGCUGUGAUGAAAUUGUCAACAUCAUAAACUCAGUAAAAUGUAUGUAUAUUACAAAGAAACAGAUGGAACUGCUAUGUAUUGUCAGUAAUAAUUAUUUUACAGGUACUAAGCACCUUGAAUGAAUUUUCAGUCAUUUAUUAUGGCAUACUUGUUUUAUUUUGUCAUAAAUUUUAUGUAGCAUGAAGCUCUUUGUACUCUUACUUAGAGCUAUGCGAAUCCAAUAACAAGUCAUACACAUGCACAUAUGUGACACAAAUUCAAGAGCUUCUUAUAAGCUUUUAAUGUAAAUUGUGUUUAUGAUGCUGAUCUCUGUAACUCGUGCUGAAAUAUCUUGCUAGCAAUGUAAGUGUGCUCUCUAGUAUACAACAGACAUACAAAUUCUUUUGAAAAGUCAGAAAUGUAAAAAAAAAAUUACUGAGUCACAACAUUUCAUUAUUCAACCGUACUUACAGUUAAUUUUAAGUAUUUAGUUUGUCUAGUUAAAUAUGUUUUAAUUAGUUUUUACAAACAAUUGUAAUAGUAUUUCAACAUUUUUGUUUCAUAAACAAAUACCAGAAUGACAUACUAAUACAGUUGAUCUUUACAGUAGCUAGUACCUUCCACUCAGAAUGCAAAAUACUCUCAGCAAGAAACAAAAAUUAACAAUACAUGUAUGACAAUAUGCUACAGUAACUGAUUAUGGUGUACACCUGCAACAGUUUUUACUGGAAUUCCCUUUCAACUGUUUUAAAGAGGGUUAUAUGUUGAUACAGUUGUAGAUCUUGGUCUUGCAUCGACAGAUAAUUUCCCUAUUAAUAUCUGUUGUUCAGUAAUUUUGUUAAAAUAUAAAGUAUGUUACAAAAUAUUAAAAUGUGGGGUAUUAAAUAUCAGUAAUUGUUCUUUGAAAACUUUUGCAUUCAUAUGAAUACAAUUUCAAAAGAUAACCUUGCUAGAGUUUUCAUUUAGUCAGAGGUCUGUUAACAUUCAUUUUGAGUACAAUACUGGUGAAACGUAACAGUGAAAUGAUGCAAAAUGUUAAGUAGGCCUAAGUGAUAGCUCAAAGCUCAGAAACACAAUACAACUACUGUUUGGUGGCUGAACACACCAAAAUUUAAAUGGUAUCAUGACUUCUCCAAUCCUCUCCCUCCCCCUCCAAUCUUUCCCUCUCUGAGAGGGGGGGGGGGGGGCUUGGAGGGGAGGAGGGGAGCGCAGGGGCACCCAGAAAGUGUGCUUUGUCCUUUCAAUUGUAAGUUACUCAAUUCCAAUAUUUAACAUUAGUUAUUAUUUAGAAAAAUUAAUUCCCAUAGACUAACACUAAAUUUUGUUCUUGAAGAAAAGGAAAAAGGAAUCCAUAUUUCUUUAGCUGUACAAGUUGUUUCAUAUAGCAAUCCCCACAGAUGAGAAAAUCAAAAUUUAUUGAUGAAUUUUAUAUUUGUUUUUUUAAUAUACGUAUGUACUUGUAUUGUUUAAUAUUAUAAUUUUUUUUCUUUCUGCAAACCAAGUUACCUCAGAUUAAAAUUUUGGUAUGGAUAAAUACAUUCAAGUAAUAACAAAAAAAAAAAAAAAAUAUUUAGACUGUUUGAUAUGAAAGAAGAGCGUCUACUUAUCAAUUAUUCCACAAGGAGUAUUGAAGCAGUAUUGACAUAUGAUAUAUUCCAAUUUUAGAGAUAAAAGACAAAAACAUAUGUAAAAAAAUUGCCAAAAUAUUUGAAAGAUGUACAUGUGUAUGGCAAUUAUUUCCCAGUUACACCUGUUGCUCCUUUCUUGUCUCAAAUAGCGUUGAUCAAAGAUUAGAUGAAAUAUAUAUACAAUUUCAAGAUUUAUGGAAAAUAGUAGUAGAAGCGGUGUCUAUAAUAUCUGUAUGAACAAAACCACUAGAUUUGUGUCUUUUAAACUGAUGCAUUAAGAUCAAAAAUAAAUAACUGGCACAAGAUGAGAACUAUCCACCAACUGAAAAUUACGAAGUUCAUAGCAUCUCCAUUAGUAAUUAGUCAAUAAUAGGCUGCAUAUUCCAGGUUUUUUGCAAGCAAAAGUUUACAUCAUUGCCAUCUCUAAACAGCAUGGAUAAAGACAAAACUUGAAAAGAACAAUUAAUGAAAACCAAAAAUUCUUGCUGUCUGCAUGACUGCAGUAAAUACAUCAAUUUUUUGUCAUUAUCUACAACAUUAUCUCCUAUUUUUCCAUCACUAACUUCACAUUGGAGAGGCACAAAGGAUUUAAUGUGAGAAAUAGUAUUAGUAAGAAAUUAAUGAGAAGAUACAAUUACAUAAAAUAUUUCAGGUAAUAUACUGUUAAGCUUUGCUUUAACAGAUCUGUGAAUGUUCUUCAGUAGAUAUAUAGGUGUUAAUUUAAUUUAUAUUAAAUGCAACUGAUUAGCUGAGUUGUGUUUUGUGGUUAAUUUGUAAAAAACAAUAUACUGUCAGCAGAAUGGAAAAAAAUAUUGAGAUUGAUCCACAAAUAAAAGAGCCCACACAAUGAACCUACAAUAAAAAAUUAAUAGAAACAACUUCUGUACAUCAGUUGGCAGUAGACGCUGUCAAACACAAAAAUUCUAUAUUUUGAAAGCCAAGUUUCCAUCAUUUGGAAAGUAUGAAGGACUAAAGGAAAUGAAGUUAUUCAUAAAUUAAAGACACAAUGUCUCUCAGAGCCAAGGGGCAUUUACAACCUUAAUUCCUGAAUUAUCUAAUUUCUUAAAACCUUUGUUCUCUUUUGGCAGAGAAGGAAUAACUAUCAUUUGUCUCUCCUACAUUUCUCUCUUCUGCCACUUGAUGACAAGAAAUUUUACAUAUCUUAAUUUCAUUGAUAUAUUUAAUAAUAUUCAAAUUUUCUUUAAAAACAAAUGGUAGUUUUAACAAGUGCCUUCAGUAUUAUGAAAACAAUGGCAAGUUACUUGAUUCCUUUUUCUCCUACUUGACUCAAGCUGAUCUCAUAAUAAAUUUGUUUCUUUGAAGUUGUGCAUUAACUAUAGCUAUUGUCAUCAGGCUCUUGAUAAACCGAACAGUUAUUCCUUACUUGGGAGUUGUUAUGUUGUUAAGACUGGACAAUAAGUUUUGAGAUGCUUUUAUCUCACUAAAUUUCAAGAUAUUAUUGUUGGUGUAUGUCUGUAGAAAUAUAUGUUAGUCCACUCUUGUGAUCAGUUCAGUGUGGUGUAUGGAACAGAUCUAAAAAAAUAACUGCUUACAGUGAAAUGAAACAGUACUAACAAAAAUUUUUUAAAAAAUGGCAUAAUACAGAACAAGGAAGUUUUGUAGCACAUGGUCAGUAAAUAUUAUAAAUAAAGAUAUGAAUUAAUCUGGUAUCAUACAACAAAAACUGUAUAAAAAUACUUCCUGUAAUGGUACAAGUUUAAUUUGUAUUAUAUCAAGAACCCAGUUAUCCAUAUAGUUUGCAGGCUAUAAAAGUAAAACAGAGAUUUCUAGAGACUGCUGUGUAUUGUUUUUAUUAAAACAUGCCAUUGUGACACUUCAGCAAUACAGAACUUAUGUGUAAUAUAUGUGUAGAAAAUAAAUUUCCAAAAUGUACUUGUAGUAGUCAGUAUAAAAAAAGAAGUAUCUGUUAGACAGUAAAAAGAUAUGUAACUUUACAUGAAAAGCUGUCAGAGAAGGACUCAAUCAUAGAAUCUUAAAGGUGAUGUACUAUUUUCCAAAAGAUGAAACAUACUGUGUUUUGUGAAAUGUUAGUUUGUAAAUAUAUUUAAAAAGUUAUUAAAUACAAUAGGAUUUCUUUCUAA
Schistocerca serialis cubense is the source of this 5246-nucleotide messenger RNA. RefSeq names its product synaptotagmin-7-like. The transcript is spliced from 9 exons. The record is from RefSeq and is a predicted model, not a curated record. Gene Ontology annotation, biological process: vesicle fusion; cellular response to calcium ion; calcium-ion regulated exocytosis. NCBI's taxonomy places the organism in Eukaryota, Metazoa, Arthropoda, Insecta, Orthoptera, Acrididae. Bases 79 to 1386 code for a protein of 435 amino acids. Gene Ontology annotation, molecular function: SNARE binding; clathrin binding; calcium-dependent phospholipid binding. Gene Ontology annotation, cellular component: axon; membrane; synapse.